Trichoderma breve is the source of this 804-nucleotide messenger RNA. Its product is annotated as mycolic acid cyclopropane synthetase domain-containing protein. The transcript has a single exon. The record is from RefSeq and is a predicted model, not a curated record. NCBI's taxonomy places the organism in Eukaryota, Fungi, Ascomycota, Sordariomycetes, Hypocreales, Hypocreaceae. The coding region runs from base 1 to 804 and encodes 267 amino acids.
AUGGGCGAUAGCAGCAUUGUCCACAAGCCUGUUGGCGACAUGGCCUUGUAUAACUUGGAGAGAGCUAACCGACGUCUGGAUGCGCUGGAAGGUAAACCCACAUGGGACCUCGACGACACGGCGGAUUUCGAUUGCAUGCACUACUUAGGCAAUGCUGCCUUGGAGAAUGCAGGCCAGACGUUAGGUAUGCAACAGGGACAAACCGUUGUCGACAUCGGCGCCGGCUUCAGUGCCACUGGCCGCUAUUUGCACAAACAUUACGGCGUUGAUGUCACGGGCAUUGAGCUGCAGCCCGAGAUUCACCAACUUGCCGAAACUAUCACACAAAAAAAUGGUCUCUCUGAUAGUGUACACUCCGUCAACGCCGACUUUACAAAGCUAACUCUGGAUACUCCUGUCGACUACAUUGUCUCAUUCCUGUGCAUUCUGCACAUCCCAGAUAGGGAUACCUUGUUCCAAAAAGCAGCCAGCACGCUCAAGUCGGGAGGGAAAAUCUACAUUGAGGACUUCUUUGCUCAGACAACAUUCAGUAAAGAUGCGGGAGAUCAAUUACGCGACGUGCUAUCUUGCCCUUACCUGCCGAGCCGGGACCAGUAUAUAAGCGAUCUGACAAAUGCUGGCUUCCAUGACGUUCAAUUUGAGGACGUAUCAGAGCAGUGGACCGAAUUUGUCCACGAACGGGCAGUCAAUAACCGCCAAAAAGGGACAGCUGAUGCGCCCCUUACUCUAUUCUACGAUACUGUUGAUGCGUUGUUCUCCAGCCGCCAGUUGGGUGGUGCGCGCAUCACCGCCACCAAAGCAUAA